AUGGCAACAGAACUACGGCGAUCGACAAGGCUGGCUACGAGAAAGGCCAGCGAUGCUUCAGAAUAUGCGGAGAGCAAAUUGCCCUUGACCAAGCGUGUGCGCAAAGCGCCCAAGACGGACGCUCCCAAGAAGGUGGCCACGGACGCCCCCAAGAAAGUUGUCACGGAGGCUCCAAAAAAGGAGGCGGGGGCCGCGAAGAAGGUAGAGACGCCCAAGAAGGCGGCCGCAGCGGAAGCGUCUACGGGCCCAGGCGGCGAGCUGCAAGUUGGUGAUGUGCUGCCUGAGAUUACCCUCAAGAACCAAGAUCAGGCGGAUGUGAAACUCAGCGAUGUGGUCAAAAAGAACAAGAUUGUGGUGCUCUUCGCAUACCCGAAGGCCAGCACGCCCGGCUGCACGCGGCAGGCGUGCGGGUUCCGCGACAACUACCAGGAGCUGCAGAAGCAUGCCGUGGUGUUCGGGAUAAGCGCCGAUUCCGUCAAGUCACAGAAGUCGUUCCAACAAAAGCAGAAGCUUCCCUUCGAUUUGUUGUCCGACCCCAAGCGCGAGCUGAUUGGCGCCCUGGGCGCUCGCAAGACCGCCCAAACAGGUGUGAUUCGGUCCCACUGGGUUUUCGUUGACGGGAAGCUUGGGUCCAAGCGCAUCAAGAUUUCGCCUGAAAUGAGUAUAGCUGACGGCCUCAGCGAAGUUUUACUGUUUGCGAAGAAGUCUCUCGCGGGUAACCCUGGAAAGACCUGA
Eremothecium gossypii ATCC 10895 is the source of this 735-nucleotide messenger RNA. It is a transcript of the gene DOT5, whose product is annotated as thioredoxin peroxidase DOT5. The transcript has a single exon. Gene Ontology annotation, cellular component: cytoplasm. NCBI's taxonomy places the organism in Eukaryota, Fungi, Ascomycota, Saccharomycetes, Saccharomycetales, Saccharomycetaceae. Bases 1 to 735 code for a protein of 244 amino acids. Gene Ontology annotation, biological process: cell redox homeostasis; cellular response to oxidative stress. The record is from RefSeq and is marked provisional. Gene Ontology annotation, molecular function: thioredoxin peroxidase activity.